Molecule: messenger RNA, 669 nt
Organism: Penicillium daleae
Lineage: Eukaryota; Fungi; Ascomycota; Eurotiomycetes; Eurotiales; Aspergillaceae
Exons: 3
Coding region: 1-669 (222 amino acids)
Molecular function (GO): protein dimerization activity
Source: RefSeq, a predicted model, not a curated record
AUGCGGCAAAGAGAAAGCUUUCGCAUUACUACGCGACCUACGGAUCCGCCUCUAUCAAAGGCUCUAUCAUCCGUGUAUACUCAGGAUGAGCUUGCCCUAAUAUGCGGUAUAGAGGAGACUCAAGAAGCAUUAGCCCCUGAACAGGAUAAGCUUACGCAAUAUCUUGAGAGCGCACUUGCACGUCUUGCACGGGAUAUUCUCUCAAUUCCCGCAACUGGUGCGGGAGUUGAACGACUCUUUUACACUGCUCGGGAUAUCUGUCAUUAUCGUCGAGGUUCGCUCAAGCCUGAAACAAUCAGGGAUCUCAUGAUGUUCGUGUGUACAUCAAAGUUUGAUAUCGAGGACGAUCAACGUAUGUUGAUUAAUGAGUAUCUCUCCCAUCAAGAGAAACAGGCAGCGAAAGAGGAAAAGGACAUAAAGGAGAAUAAUUUUGAUCCAAUCAGUGACGACGAAGAGGAUCCGGCAUCAAUUCUAUCGCAGCCUCCUGUUCAGCUUCUAAGUGAGAAAGCGCUCGGUAAACGGCGAAGGAGUGAUACAUCUGAGCCGGACGAGGAUGAGAACAACGAUGAUGAUGCUGAAGUUCCCUUACCUGAUACACAACACCGGGUAUCAGGGAGGGUCCGAAAGCGCUCAAAGCGUCUUGAUGGAUACGAGCUGGGUCCGGUGUAG